AUGGCCGGAGAGAAGGUUCACGCCGGCCACUGGCCGCGAGAGCUGGUAUUUAACUCGACCAGUUCCUUUUCUGCGUGCACUGUACUAUCCACCAAGACCAAGACAAGUGAAGCACGCGCAGGGAACGCUGUCCGCGCGAAGGUGAAGAGCCACGAGAGCAGCAGCCCAUACGGCUACGUCCCGACCGAGUGGAUCUGCGUCCUGUUCGUCGCGCUCUUCUCCCUCUCCACAGCGAUGCACACCGCGCAGGCGGCGCGCACACGCCUCUGGUGGCUGCUCCCUACUGCGUGCUGUGCCGGCGUCCUCGAGAUCGUCGGCUGGAGCGUGAGUUGUGCCGUUCGCCGGCCCGUACGCGCUGUGCUCACCGCCCGAUUUCUCGGGCUCUCUCCCUCUUCUCCCCUCCCCGGUGGUUUGCGCAGGAUUGUCGCGACGAUAAUCGCGCCGACACCGCUCAUCGCUGUGAAUUUCGUCGUCCUUGCCGAACUCAUCCGGCGGCUCGGGCCCUGCUACAGCCGCCUGAGCCAGCGGCGGUACACGCUCAUUUUUUGCGGAUGUGAUGUCGUGUCGCUCGUCGUGCAGGCCGUCGGCGGAGGCCUCGCGUCUGCGGCGGUGAACGAGGAUGAGAGCCCCAAUCAGGGCGGGUACAUCAUGCUCGGCGGGAUCGCAUUUCAGAUGUUCUCGAUCACAGUGUACAUGCUGCUCGCCAUGGAAUUCGUCUCGCGCUUCCUCCACGACAGGCCGGUGCGCAUUGCUGCAGAGGGUCCGCGCACGGGCCUGGACACCAAGGCCCGGCUGAUGUUCGCCGGACUGGCUCUGAGCAGCCUGUGCAUCUACGUCCGGUCGGUGUACCGCACGAUUGAGCUCGCAGAUGGCUGGACGGGGUACAUCAUCGAGACGCAGCGCUAUUUCGACUGGCUUGACGGGGGGAUGGUCGCGCUCGCGAUGUUCGCGAUCAACGUCUUUCACCCUGGGCGCCUGCUGGGACCGCGCUCGACGUGGGGCGCGGCGGUGGCGUGCACUGCGGACACGGUCCAAUAUAGCGCGAGCGGAAAGGGGAAGACGAUGCAGGACGGCGAGGAGGAGGACGAGGACGAGGGCGGGCUGAUGUAG
Molecule: messenger RNA, 1110 nt
Organism: Fibroporia radiculosa
Lineage: Eukaryota; Fungi; Basidiomycota; Agaricomycetes; Polyporales; Fibroporiaceae
Exons: 11
Coding region: 1-1110 (369 amino acids)
Cellular component (GO): fungal-type vacuole; plasma membrane
Source: RefSeq, a predicted model, not a curated record